AUGGAUAUAAUAGGAAAAAUCUACCCUCCUUCGUCUAGAAAACAUAGUUUCAUUCUGGUUACUACCGACUAUUUUACCAAGUGGGUUGAAGCGGCCUCAUAUAAGAAUAUAACACAAAAGACAGUGAAGGAGUUCAUCGAGGAGCGUAUUAUCCAUCGAUUUGGCAUUCUAGAAUCUAUAACUACGGACCAAGGCGCGGUUUUUACUGGGCAAGAGGUGAUUAGUUUCGCUAAGGUUAGAGGCAUUAAAAUGAUUCAUUCAACUCCUUAUUAUGCCCAAGCCAAUGGCCAAGCUGAAGCUUUCAACAAAGCCAUCAUUGCACUAAUUAAACGACACCUGGAGGAUAAUCCCAGAGAGUGGGAUGUGUUAUUGUCAACUGUAUUAUGGGCUUAUAGAAUGUCCAAAAAGAUUGCCACCGGAACUAGCCCAUAUAUGCUCACUUAUGGACAAGAGGCAGUUCUCCCUGUUGAAGUCACGGUUCAAUCCCUACGAGUCAGACUUCAAAAUAACUUGGCCAAGGAGGAAUAUGACGAGUUAAUGUUCGCCAACGUCGAUGAAUUAGGAGAGAACAGAGCGAUUGCCCUGGAAAAGCUAAUCCUCCCAAAAGAUAGAGUUGCCAAAGCAUAUAAUAAACAUGUAAAACAUAAACAGUUCGAAAUUAGCGACCUAGUCUGGAAAACCAUUUUGCCAACGAGUUUGGACAGUGAAAAGUUUGGUAAAUGGUCACCAACCUGGGAAGGACCAUUCAUGGUAGCCGAAGCAUUUGCCGGAAAUGCUUAUCGAUUAAUGGAUAUCGACGGAAGGGAAUUUCCCCGUACUAUCAACGGCAAAUAUUUGAAGAAGUAUUAUCCUACUAUGUGGGAGAUGCGAGACAUAGAGGAAGAAGAAACUGAAAAUUCUGAGUAA
Messenger RNA from Syzygium oleosum, 906 nucleotides. RefSeq lists its product as uncharacterized. The transcript has a single exon. Gene Ontology annotation, molecular function: nucleic acid binding. Gene Ontology annotation, biological process: DNA integration. NCBI's taxonomy places the organism in Eukaryota, Viridiplantae, Streptophyta, Magnoliopsida, Myrtales, Myrtaceae. The record is from RefSeq and is a predicted model, not a curated record. The coding region runs from base 1 to 906 and encodes 301 amino acids.